AUGCUUCCGACUAAAACUUUAACUCACACUUUGGGCGUUCCCUGGUUGGAACCCCAACAAAGCGACGUCGUAACGGGGACUGGCGUUCUCUUACCUUCUUUCCAAACAAUGGUGGAUGGUGACUGGUACUUGGAUCAUUCUCACCACGAGUUUCUCCUAAACGACGCGUUUUUAUUAAACCCUUUGGACUCUUCUUCUUCGUUGCCGGAGCAACACCUUGUGGUGCCGCAGAAGCCGAGUUUCUCCUCCUUCUUCGACGCCAACGGGAACGGUUUUCUCGACAGUGGGUUUGAAUGCGGUGCUCAGAGUUGUUUCCUCGCGGGGUUAUCGGCGAAUGCGCCCAGUUUGAACGCGGCGUUUCCGGCAAGUCCACUUGGUGGCGGGGUGCCUCGGGAUGAGAAGCAUGACAGGACCGCGCUGCGGUCUCUUUACAAGCUUUCUCCGCCUACUCGGUAUCGGAAGCGGAUGGAGCGGUGGCGGGAGGCAGGGAAUUUGGAGGAAUCGGAGCUUCCGCCGCCUCCCGGGAGGAGGAAGAGAGAGAAUGAGGAAGGUUUGAGUUAUGAGUCUGAUGAGGAUGGGAAGUUGUUGGAGAAUGGCUUUGAUGCAAAUGAUAACGAUGAUGAUCAUGAAAAUCAGAAUGGUGGUGUUGGUGUUGGUGGUGGUGGUGAAGAUCAGAAAGGAAAGAAGAAGGGGAUGCCGGCGAAGAAUCUCAUGGCUGAGAGGAGGCGGAGGAAGAAAUUGAAUGAUAGGUUGUACAUGCUUAGGUCUAUUGUGCCCAAGAUUAGCAAGAUGGAUAGGGCUUCAAUUCUUGGGGAUGCCAUUGACUACCUGAGGGAGUUACUACAGCGGAUUAAUGAUCUUCAUAAUGAACUAGACUCAAGCACGCGUGGCUCAUCUCUUCCACCUGCUGCCAGCUUUCACCCUGUGACAGCCACUGUGAAGGAAGAACUAUGUGCUACCACUCUGCUAAGUCCUAAAGACCAAUCAGCAAAGGUGGAGGUUAGGCUAAGGGAAGGGAGAGCUGUCGAUAUCCAUAUGUUUUGUGCCCGCAGACCAGGUCUUUUAUUUUCUAUCAUGAGGACAUUGGAUAACCUUGGAUUGGAUGUUCAGCAGGCUGUUAUCAGCUGUUUCGAUGGUUUUGCUUUAGAUGUGUUCAGAGCUGAGCUAUACCGGGAAGGCCAGGAUGCUGCCCCAGAACAAAUUAAAGCGGUACUGUUGGAGACAACAGGUUUCUGUGAUUAG
This is a messenger RNA of Sphenostylis stenocarpa, 1242 nucleotides long. NCBI's taxonomy places the organism in Eukaryota, Viridiplantae, Streptophyta, Magnoliopsida, Fabales, Fabaceae. The record is from the annotation of a GenBank genome assembly.